AUGGCUUCAUCACCUGUCGACAAAGCCGCCCCGAUCGCCAUCAUCGGAGCGGGAGUGUUUGGCCUCUCCAGUGCCAUCCAUCUGGUCAAGCGGGGAUACAAGAAUGUCACCGUCUUUGACCGUCAGCCCUACCACGAGACACACUACGACUUUGACCGCGGCUGCGAUGCUGCCUCUGCUGACUGCAACAAGAUUAUUCGUGCCGCCUACGGUCACGAAACAUGGUACCAGAACCUGACCCUCGAAGCCAUCAAGGUAUGGGAAUCCUGGAACGACACGCUCGCCACGGGAGCCAUGCUUCCCCCUGGCAUGACACGCGACGAGCGCAUCUAUGUCAACUGCGGGAACUACCAUUUCGGCGACCACGGCGACGCCGCCGGACUGAAUCCCUUUGAAAAGGCGUCCGUGGAGAACAUUACCAAGGCUGGUCUCGGCCACACCCAGUACCUUUUCGCAUCCAAGCCGGAGGAGGCGAAGCGAGCCAAGAAGGAUGGCUACGGGUAUGCCGUCGAUCCCUUUCACCUCUCCGGUGAUGGACAGCCCUCCGGAUACCUCGACAUGAUUGGGGGAUUCGUAUACGCGGACAAGGCGUGUCGUUACGCGCUGCAUCUAGCGCAACAACUGGGAGUCAAUCUCGUGCUCGACCGACAAGCCGGCAGCUUCGAGGGCUUUGUCGAAGACAGCACCGGCACAGUAACCGGGAUCCGCACUACGGACGGCAAACAACACCCAGCUUCCCUAACCAUCGUCGCCUGCGGGGGCUGGACCCCCUCUCUUCUUCCCGAAAUGGACGGUCUCUGUGAAACCACGGCCGGGUCAGUGGCGAUGAUCCAGAUCCCGUCUUCCUCUCCCCUCCGACAACGAUUCUCAGCGACCAACUUCCCGGUCUUCCAAUGGAACGUGCGAUCCGGUGAAAACGGCAACCUGUACGGGUUUCCCCUCGACGACCGGGGGGUCCUGAAGAUCGGCUACCGCGGGACAAAAUACACCCACCCGCAAGUCCAAUCCGACGGCCAUGUGCGCAGCACACCGAUCACGAAAUGGACAUCUCCAUUCAUCACCGGGUUACCGGAGAAAUCUGCCACGGUGAUUCAAUCCUUCCUCGACCGAUAUAUCCCCGAGCUCAAGGCCGCAGGGAUCGGGAUCUCGCAGACGCGACUAUGCUGGUACACGGAUUCAUACGACAACCACUGGGUGAUUGACCAAGUGCCGGAUAAAAAGGGGGUGAUUGUGGCGACGGGAGGGAGUGGACAUGCAUUCAAGUUCCUGCCAGUGUUGGGACAAUUAGUGGCCGAUCGGGUAGAGGGAGUACAGUCAGAGUUGCUGAAGUUGUUGCAGUGGCGGAAACUAGGGAAGGAUGAGAAGGGAUUGAACGAGCUAAUGAGGGGAUUCGAGGAUCGAAACGCGCUGCAAAAGGUGAAGAUGGUGGAUGAUAUAGGGAGGGGGAGUAAACUAUAGCCUCACCCCACUAUACCUACACGUAACCAACAAUCAACCUAUAACCAUGUUAACUCGAAGCAGUAACAAUACCAUAACUAUACACACACACAUAUACAUACAU
Messenger RNA from Aspergillus sclerotioniger CBS 115572, 1561 nucleotides. Its product is annotated as FAD dependent oxidoreductase. Gene Ontology annotation, molecular function: sarcosine oxidase activity; flavin adenine dinucleotide binding. The record is from RefSeq and is a predicted model, not a curated record. Bases 1 to 1458 code for a protein of 485 amino acids. The transcript is spliced from 2 exons. NCBI's taxonomy places the organism in Eukaryota, Fungi, Ascomycota, Eurotiomycetes, Eurotiales, Aspergillaceae.